Penicillium samsonianum is the source of this 1407-nucleotide messenger RNA. RefSeq lists its product as uncharacterized. Bases 1 to 1407 code for a protein of 468 amino acids. The transcript is spliced from 2 exons. The record is from RefSeq and is a predicted model, not a curated record. Gene Ontology annotation, cellular component: endoplasmic reticulum. Gene Ontology annotation, molecular function: oxidoreductase activity; heme binding. NCBI's taxonomy places the organism in Eukaryota, Fungi, Ascomycota, Eurotiomycetes, Eurotiales, Aspergillaceae.
AUGGCAUCUUUGAAAGAAUUCCAGGCGAGCGAAGUCGCAGCUCACAACACCAAAAAGGAUCUUUUUGUUAUCAUUCAUGGCAAAGUCUAUGAUGUCACAGACUAUGUGCGAGACCACCCCGGUGGUGCGGAUGUGUUGCUAGAUGUCGCCGGCACAGAUGCAACCUCUGCAUAUGAGGAUGUUGGUCACUCAGAGGAUGCGAAUGAAAUUCUGGAGACGUUCCUAAUUGGUACUGUCUCGGAUGCACAUGAAUUUGUUCAACCCAAAGUUGUUCGUGUAAUCAAGCCACCCUCUGCUUCAGAGACCCCUAAGAAGCCAUCAAAGGCCCUCAAAGCUGCGACUACAAUCACUGCCACGCUUGCUGCUACUGCGCUGGUUUACGUCUCUUCCAAAAAUCACCGCGCCCUCACCGACUUCAUCACAAAGCACACCCCAGCCUCCCUAAAAAUCACCGAGGCUCGCAUUCCAUUCACAAGCCUUCUGCAGGGUGGAUUUUUGACUGGAGUCACUGCUGCCACUCUGGCUUGCGCCACCAUUGGCAGUGCCAUCGCAGUAAAGCUCUCCAAGUUCACCGAAGUCGAGUCUGGUUUCACAAAGUACUCUCCGUACAAGAAGGCCUCCGCAAUCAAGAAGCAAGACCCUCAUCUUAUCAAGGGCUUCCUCGAGCCCAAGACCUUCAAAAGGCUUCCCCUCGUUGAGAAAGUUCAAUUAUCGCCCAAUGUGUACCGCUUCGUCUUCCAGCUGCCCAACCCCAAGGGCGUGAUUGGACUCCCGAUCGGCCAGCAUGUUGCUAUCAAAGCCAUGAUCAACGGUGCCUCUGUCUCGAGAUCAUACACCCCCACAUCCAACAACCUGGAUCUCGGAAAACUGGAGCUAGUCAUCAAAUGCUACCCAGAUGGCAUUCUCACCGGACAAUACCUCGAGCAUUUGGAAGUUGGUGACAAAGUGGAAUUCCGAGGCCCCAAGGGUGCCAUGAAGUACCACAGUGGCCUUUGCAAGAAAAUCGGUAUGAUCGCCGGUGGAACCGGAAUUACCCCGAUGUACCAACUUAUCCGGGCGAUUUGCGAGGAUGAUCGGGAUACCACUGAAAUCAGCCUGAUCUACGCCAACCGAAGCGAAGAGGAUAUUCUUCUGCGUCAUGAAUUGGAGGCCUUUGCGAGAGGAUACCCUAAGAACUUUAAGCUCUGGUACAUGCUUGACCAUCCUUCUGAUGAUUGGGCUUACGGCAAGGGAUACGUUACACCAGACGUCAUGGCUGCAAGAUUGCCUGGCCCAUCAUCUGAUACGAAAAUCAUGCUUUGUGGACCACCGGGUAUGGUGAAUGCCUCGAAGAAGGGCUUGGUGGCUGCGGGCUUCCAAGCCCCUGGCUCUGUCGGAAAGAUGACCGACCAGAUCUUCUGCUUCUAG